CUCGGGAAAAGAAAACCCAACUUACCUGAAACAAAAGAGAAGAAGAAGAAGAAGAAUCCAUGGAUUCUUCAUCAGAAUUCAAGAGGGUCAUGAGCCUUGUGGCUACCCUUGCCCUUUUCACUAUCUUUGUCAUUCCGCUUCCUGCUCAUGCUUCCCCUGCAGAAGCCCAAGCCCUCCUCAAGUGGAAGUCCAGUCUUGGCAACCAUUCGGUUUCUUCCCUCUCUUCCUGGACUCCUUCUCCUCGUAAUGCUACCAGUUCCAAUUCGACUGUGAGUCCGUGUGCUUGGUAUGGCAUCUCCUACAAUAGGGCCGGAAGCGUGAUCAGGAUAAAUCUCACCAGCACCUAUGUCGAAGGUACGCUUGACGAAUUCCCAUUCUCAACUUUGUCUCAUCUCAUGUACAUGGACCUGAGUGUAAAUAGUCUCUCCGGCCACAUUCCGCCUCAAAUUGGUCUCCUGAGCAAUCUCACCUAUCUUGACCUCUCUAUCAAUCGGUUCUCGGGGAAAAUACCGCUGGAGAUCAGCCGUCUAACGAAACUGGAGGUCCUGCACUUGGUUUCCAAUGAGUUAAAUGGCUCCAUUCCCCAAGAAAUUGGGCAGUUGCAUUUGCUCAAUGAGGUCGCGCUGUAUUCGAAUCAGUUGGAUGGAUCCAUACCUUCCUCAUUGGGUAAUUUGAGCAAAUUAACUACAUUGUAUGUCUACAACAACUCCCUUUCUGGUUCUAUUCCUCCUGAAAUAGGAAAUAUGACAAAUUUGGAAGUGCUCCACAUGGACACCAACUUCCUCACAGGACCAAUUCCAUCCACUUUGGGGAACUUAGCCAAAUUGAGAGAGCUGCACCUAUUUGCUAAUAAGCUUACCGGUUCCGUCCCCCUAGAGUUAGGGAAUUCGAUCCUUCUUAGCUCUUUGAGCCUUUGUGAUAAUAAUCUUACCGGUUCAAUCCCGCCGACAUUAGGCAAUUUGACGGAGCUUACCCUUCUUUAUCUCUACGGUAACCAGCUUUCCGGUCACAUUCCUAAUGAGAUAGGAAAUCUCCACGCUAUGCUUGACUUAGAGCUGAGUAGAAAUCAGCUCACUGGCCCAAUUCCUUCUUCUUUGGGUCGCUUGACCAACCUAGUAUAUUUGUUCCUCCGCCAGAAUCAGCUUUCAGGUUCAAUUCCUAGAUCCUUAGGGGAUCUGAUGAACUUGACGGAGCUGCAAUUGGAUGCCAACCAUUUAACCGGCUUCUUACCAGAGAACUUGUUCCAAGGUGGAUUGCUCCAAACCUUCUCAGUGAGUGACAACAACUUAACUGGUUCUAUCCCUAGAAGCUUGAGAAAUUGCCCAAGCUUAGUCAGAGUACGCCUCGAGGGAAACCAGCUCACUGGAAACAUAUCCGAGUCCUUCGGGGUCUACCCCAACUUGAAAUUUAUCGACAUGAGUUUUAACAAGUUCUAUGGAGAAAUCUCAACAAAUUGGGGAAGUUGCAUUCGUUUAAGUGAUCUAAGAAUUGCCGGAAAUAACAUCACCGGUAGCUUGCCUCCUGAGAUUGGAAACGCUACUCAACUGGGUGCAAUUGAUCUUUCUUUCAAUGAUUUAGUUGGCGAGGUUCCGAAAGAAUUUGGAAAAUUGACCUCUUUGGUGAAUUUGAAUCUAAGCAGGAACCAACUUUCUGGCCAUAUAAGUCCCAAGAUUGUAUCGCUACCUGCUCUUCAAAAAUUGGAUUUGUCCGGGAAUAGAUUUAGCAUGUCUAUCCCGCAGACUAUAGGGCUUGCUUCAAACUUGGUCCUCUUGGAUCUGAGCAACAACCAGUUGAGCCAAGAUAUUCCAGGGGAUUUGGGGAUGCUAAUUCAUUUAUUCGAGCUAGACUUGAGUUGUAACUUGUUAAGCGGUGAGAUCCCAGCUCAAUUCAGCAAGCUGCAAAGCCUAGUGAAACUUGACCUUUCACACAAUAAUCUUUCUGGCCCUAUAUACAAGACUUUCGAGGGUAUGCUGGGUUUGGCGGAGGUUGACAUCUCCUACAACAAGUUUGAGGGUCCAAUCCCCAACACCACGGCAUUCCAGAAUGCAACAAAAGAAGCGUUAGAAGGUAACAGUGGAUUGUGUGGAUAUGUUGAAGGACUUGAGCCCUGUAAUCAAGCGGUGGUGGAUAGGGAAAACUCUACCGCGGGACGCAGAGUGUUUCUUGUUGUGUUUCCUCUGCUAGGAGCAGUUCUUCUGUUUAUUUUCUUUGGAAUAUUCUUCAUUUCCCGUAGAAAGAAGUUCCAUCCAACUGCGGAACUAGUACCCGAGACAACUGAAGUCUUUUCUCUAUCAAAGUACGAUGGAAAGAUCUUAUAUGAAGACAUCAUUGAAGCCACCGGGGCUUUUGAUGAGAUUUUCUGUAUUGGAAGGGGAGGCUAUGGAAGUGUAUUCAAAGCCAAAUUAAGAUCAGGUGAUAUAGUAGCUGUAAAGAAGCUCCAUCAAACAGCUGAUAGCGGGCAAACAGAUCAAAAGGAAUUUUUGAAUGAGAUUAGGGCAUUGACGGAAAUUCGACACCGCAAUAUUGUGAAACUUAAGGGCUUUUGUUCGCAUCCACAACACUCAUUCUUGGUGUAUGAGUACUUGGACAGAGGAAGCUUGUCUACAAUCUUGAGCAAUGAAGAAGAAGCUAAAAAGUUGGACUGGAACAAGCGGGUGAAUAUAGUAAAAGGCGUGGCUCAUGCUCUAUCUUAUAUGCACCAUGAUUGUAUCCCUCCAAUCGUUCAUCGAGAUAUUUCGAGUAACAACAUUCUGCUUGAUUCGGAGUACGAGGCGCAUGUUUCUGACUUCGGCAUGGCUAAGCUUCUCAAACUGGACACAUCAAACUGGAGUGCAGUCAUCGGCACAUACGGUUACGUAGCUCCAGAGCUUGCUUACACAAUGAAGGUGACGGAGAAAUGUGAUGUGUAUAGCUUUGGAACAGUGGCCGUCGAGGUGAUCAAAGGAAGACAUCCGGGGGACAGCGUUUCAACUCUAUUAGCUCCAGUCGACAUGGAGAUCUCAGCAGUUCUGAGGAAUAUAUUGGAUUCACGCCUGCCAAUGCCCACACCAGGCAUCGAGGAUGAACUUCUGACCAUCUUAAAGCUUGCAGUCGCUUGCCUAUCUGCUAAUCCCCAACUCAGGCCGUCGAUGGAACUGAUUUCUCAUGAGCUUUCAGCUUGUUCAACCAUUUUCCAUAAUUUUCAAAAUUCAGAGACACCCACUGAUCCCGGGACAGAUGCAACAAGUUCAAGCCGUUCGCUGGAUCAAUCUGUAGAAGACAUCGUCUGAUAAACGAUUUGCUCUGUCAACCACAUGCAAGAAGGUCUAGAUCUUUAAUGAAAAACACAGUCGUUUUAAACUAAUAAAUUAAGUCUCAAACUUUUUCUAAUAUAUUGUUUCGCUCACUGAUGUGUUAACUUCAUUUGCAUUUAGGAGAAAUAUUUUGACCGGACACAAGGUUUCAUGUUUAGCCCGAUGAGGACUACAUUUCGUUCACACCCAAGUAAGUAUAGAACUGCCUUUUGUUUUCGAAGGAGUAAAACCUGAACUCACUGGCAUCUAGUUUCAUUUUUAGAGAGAACAGCUGAACUCGAGAUAUUUCAGUCUGUUUCUGUAUCUAGUCUUAAUCAAACUCGUGUCGGCGUGGUGAAAGCUAUGUAUCCAUGUCAAGUUAGAGUUAGAAAAUAUGACUUUUGUAUCAGCAUAAAGUUGCUUGUCUAUCUAGCGUUGUCAUCUUGAAGGUGAAGGGUCGAUGUAAAGUCGAAACGGAACAUUUAUAUGAAGUCUCUUAAAUCUUGUCCA
Messenger RNA from Syzygium oleosum, 3782 nucleotides. RefSeq names its product MDIS1-interacting receptor like kinase 2-like. Lineage: Eukaryota; Viridiplantae; Streptophyta; Magnoliopsida; Myrtales; Myrtaceae. Gene Ontology annotation, molecular function: ATP binding; protein binding; protein kinase activity. The record is from RefSeq and is a predicted model, not a curated record. The transcript has 2 exons. Gene Ontology annotation, biological process: protein phosphorylation. Bases 60 to 3269 code for a protein of 1069 amino acids.